This is a messenger RNA of Polistes dominula (European paper wasp), 2966 nucleotides long. RefSeq names its product L-dopachrome tautomerase yellow-b (gene yellow-b). The record is from RefSeq and is a predicted model, not a curated record. Gene Ontology annotation, cellular component: extracellular region. Lineage: Eukaryota; Metazoa; Arthropoda; Insecta; Hymenoptera; Vespidae.
UUUAGAGUUGACGAGUCAGUCAGUCGUGAGUGUACAAGUGCUGUGCUAACACAUAAUUCGAUCAAUUACUUUUGUUUAUAUUUAUCUUACAUCAUUGCAACAUCUUUUUUUUUUUUUAAUCGAUCUACUUAAGAAAGUCGACAGUAUUCACAAUGCAGAGUUUACAACCAAUCAUCAUCCUGCUAAUUUUUGUCUUCUCUUGGAAUCAAUUCGUGCUUCGACCAAUCAAUGCUUUUGGUAAUUUACGAAUAGUCUUUCAAUGGAAAGAAAUCGAAUAUGAUUGGCCGAACGAUGAUGUAAGGAAAUUAUUUCCGGAUUAUAAUCGGGAAGAUAAUCUUCCAUUGGGUUUGGAUUUUUCCAAUGGUAGGAUUUUCGUGACUGUACCAAGAUGGAAGCGUGGUGUUGCUGCCAGUUUGAAUUAUAUCAAUCUGUCUGAUAUACGAGAAUCACCACCAUUUACACCAUACCCAUCAUGGGAAGCUCACCAAUUUGGGAAUGGGGGUGGUGUACCAGAAUUGGUAUCGCCAUUUAGAAUAAGGGUAGAUCGUUGUCAUAGAUUAUGGGUACUCGAUACAGGAUUGGUCGAUAUUAUGGGAAAUCCAGAACAAAUAGUACCACCAACCCUUGUCAUUUAUGAUUUGAACGAUGAUAAAUUGUUGAGAAAAUAUGUAAUACCUAACGAUCAAAGAACAGCUGAUUCUUUUUUCGCAAAUAUUGCGGUAGAGGAUUAUAAUUGUGACGAUAGUUAUGCUUAUCUCGGUGACCUCGGUGCACCAGGAUUGGUUGUUUAUUCUUGGAAACUUGAUAAAUCAUGGCUGGUUAAACAUCACUUUUUCCAUCCUGAUCCUAAAAGUGGUAGUUUCAACGUAUCCAAUGUAUCAUUCGUAUGGACUGAUGGAAUAUUUGGUAUGGCCUUGGAACCAACUAAAGAUGGAUAUAGUACACUUUAUUUUCAUCCUUUAUCCAGUACAAUGGAAUUUACAGUUAGCACUAAACUUUUACGAGAUCCUGAACGUGUUAAUACUCCUGAAAGUUUUCAUGAAUUUCAACCAAUCGGUUCGCGCGGACCAAAUGGACAAAGCAGUGUUAGCUUUUUCGAUCCUAUAACAGGAGUCAUAUUUUAUGCAUUAACUAACUUCAAUGCUAUUGCUUGUUGGAGACCUAAAAAAAUGUUUGAUUUACAAGAACAGGAUUAUAUUUAUGAAGACAAUGUUACUAUGAUAUUUCCUAAUGAUUUGAAAGUUAAUGAGGGAAACAUUUGGAUUUUAUCCGAUCGUUUGCAAAUGUUCAUGUAUUCUCAUUUGGAUCCGAAUGAUUACAAUUACAGAAUUUUUAUUGGUUCGGCGAAUGAAUUAAUCGAAAAUACAGUUUGUUCCAAAGAUUAUGACAAGACGAUGGUACAUGUAAAUAAUUCUGGAAUAUCGUUCAUGGAUACAAACGAUUUAGUUCCUACUAUGCAUAAAGAAAGUGAAUUACAUCAUGGUGCAGGUGUCAAUUGUAUUCCAGAAAAACUUGGAUUAUUGAUCGUCUCGAUGUUACUUCUUCCAUUUUUAAUCAUAAAAAAAAAUACGAAAAUGUCGAAUAAGGCAAAAUUGAAAAGUUCAAUACCUGGUUUGGUUUAUCCAUUGGCACGAGAUGACAUGAUAAAGACAGCCUAUGAAUUUUUAAAAGGUCGAAUUAAACAAGAUGGUGCCGAAGGACUUUGGAGAAUAAGAAAUGGUUUAUACGAUUUAACAAAUUUUGCUAAAUCACAUCCCGGUGGUGCUGAAUGGAUUAAUCUUACCAAAGGUACUGAUAUUACUGAAGCUUUUGAGGCACAUCAUUUGACCGAUAAAGCGGAAAGAAUGUUACCCAAAUUUUACAUUCGUGACGCAACUGUACCCAGAACAAUACCAUUAACCUUUGAACCUAAUGGUUUUUAUCGUACUUUUAAGAAACGUGCAUUGGAAGCUCUGAAAAAUGUUGAUUUUCAUCGGCCAUCAUUGAAUUCUAAUCUCAUUGCUGAUACCUAUUUUACCAUUACAAUUUUAUUAUGCUUAGCUUCUGUUUAUUUUCAAUCAUAUUGGAAAUUUCUCGUGACGAUUCUUGCUGGUGCAUUUGUAUCAUGGACUACGGUCAUUGGUCAUAAUUAUUUUCAUAUGAGGGAUAAUUUUCGUAUGUAUUAUUUCGAUAUUAGUUGUAUGUCAUCGAAAGAAUGGCGAAUAACGCACGCCAUGAGCCACCAUCUUUAUCCAAAUACCAUUUGGGAUUAUGAGAUUUAUGCUUUUGAACCGAUGUUUAAUUGGUUACCUGAUAAAAGCAAAAGUAUCUUGAAAAUAAUUUUAUCUUAUAUUCUUACACCUAUAACUUAUACUCUGGUAUUUCUUGUUCAAGGAAUUAAAAGGUAUUAUUCAGUGAUAUGGGAAUAUAAAACUUUUGAAUUUAGAGAUAUAAUUCCAUUUUUUCUUCCAAUUGUUAUGUCACUUUUUGCCCCAAAUGUAUUAAUUGCAAUUAAAACUUGGAUAAUAAUUUUGUUGAUAAGUAGCACUUUGUUCAAUUUUAUCGGACUCAAUGCUGCUCAUCAUCAUCCAAGUAUAUUUCACGAUGGGGAUAUUUGUCGACAAAAUUUGGAUUGGGGUCUAUUCGAAUUGGAUGCUGUUAGAGAUCGUAAAGUUAUUGAUGAUAGUACUCUAUUAAUUUUAACUAAUUUUGGUUCACAUAGUUUACAUCAUUUAUUACCUAGUGUCGAUCAUUCUUAUUUAAGUUUAGCCAUGCCGGCAUUUUUACAAACUUGUCAAGAAUUUGGUAUUAAUACUGACAAAUGGACACAAUGGGAACUUGUUAAAGGACAAUUUCAACAAUUGGCUCGUACAGAAUCUAAAAUUAAUUACAGAUAACACAUGUAUUAUUUUAAUACAAAUUUAUAUUAGUAACUUAUCAACGUAGAAACUUUCAAUCGGUAAGGUAGAUUUGUAGGAAUUAAAAAA